Molecule: messenger RNA, 4170 nt
Organism: Pristis pectinata (smalltooth sawfish)
Lineage: Eukaryota; Metazoa; Chordata; Chondrichthyes; Rhinopristiformes; Pristidae
Product: RING finger protein 227-like
Exons: 3
Coding region: 1-504 (167 amino acids)
Biological process (GO): protein ubiquitination
Molecular function (GO): ubiquitin protein ligase activity; 2 iron, 2 sulfur cluster binding
Source: RefSeq, a predicted model, not a curated record
AUGGGCAGCCGGACACUGGUCUGUCGUUCCCUGGGGAAAGGGACGGAUGGUCUGGAGAAAGAUCGCCCAGUCCCUAAAAGACCGGACAAGAUGUGUGGAGACGGUGAAUGCAGUGUCUGCUAUUGCCCCUAUUCCAGGGGGUCCCGGACCCCAAGGGUCCUGCCGUGCCAACACACCUUCUGCACGGAGUGCCUGGUGGCCCUGAUCUCCCAGGGAGACCCCGACGUCCAGGGUGACAGCCAGCUGCCCUGCCCGCUGUGCCGUCAGAUCUCCCUGGUGCGGUGGGACGGGCGCAGUCUCCCCUUCCCCGUGGACCCCGGGGCCUGGGAGGGGGCGCAGGAGGAAAGGCCCCAGGAGGCGGCGAGGCGUAGCCUGGCAGACGCGGUCAAGCGAGGAGCUCGGAGGCUGAGGAAGAGUCUGUUGGGGCAGAGGGGCCCCAGGGGUAAUGCCCUGCGCAUGGAUAAGGGCGAUUUCGUGCUGAUGAUGAGCUUCAACCUAAUGUGAGGCAGGUCGCAGGUCGAAGGUCCUGGAGCGAACCCUGAUCCUGACUUGUCCUGGGGAACAACGGUCACCACGCCCGGCGUGGAACACCCAGGUCUUGGCUGGCGCAGCGGGGUAAUGGCUGGAGUAACUGACCGCCUUCUCCCGAGAGGGAGAAGUCCCCUUCCCGAGGAACUGGCAGCCGCCCGGGAUGGUUCCCUUCAUGGCAUCCUCCCGGAGCAGGGUGGAAGCACGCACGGUGUCACAAGAUCACAAGACAAAAGAAGUGGAAGUAGGCCAUUCGGCCCAUCGAGUCUACUCCGCCACUUCACCGUGAGCUAAACUGUUCUCCCAUCCAGCCCCAAUUCCCGGCCUUUUCUCCAUAUCCCUUGAUAUCCUGACUAAUUAGAUACCUAUCAAUCUCUGCCUUAAACACCCCCAAUGAUCGGGCCUCCACAGCUGUACGUGGCAACAAAUUCCAUAAAUCCACGACCCUCUGGCUGAAGAAAUUUCUCCGCAUCUCUGUUCUAAAUGGGUACCCUCUAAUCCUAAGACUGUGCCCUCUUGUCCUGGACUCACCCACCGAGGAAAACAACUGAGCCACAUCUACUCUGUCCAGUCCUUUCAACAUUCGAAAUGUUCCUAUGAGGUCCCCUCUCAUUCUUCUGUACUCCAGUGAGUACAGUCCAAGAGCUGACAAAUGCUCCUCGUACGUCAACCCUUUCACUCCAGGAAUCAUCUUCGUAAAUCUUCUCUGAACCCUCUCCAACAUCAGUAUAUCUUGCCUGGCCUUGGUAGAUCGAAACUGUGGUCCGACCCCCUACUGACGUCGCAUCCCGGGAGGUAUUAGCCCCAAGCAAUGCCUGUCCCCCUUGAAGGGAGUCAGAAGAUCCUGCGGCAAUGCUUUGAAGAGGAGUCCGUGUCCCGGGCGGCAUUCCCACCUCGAUCAACGCACCACAGCAGUCAUCCUGGCGUUAUCUGGUGGGAGCUUGCUGUGCACGCAUUGGGGGCUCACUUCCUGCACCGCAGUUGGCCAGUCCGAGCUCCUGUUCACUGCAGAGUGCUGGCUCUAGUCUUUUCAUGGCGUCCCUUGCGUUACUCUGUUAAGCAUUGCCCCCGGGGGUGCCCCCACCCCAUGGGCUCUCUCUUGUCAGCACAGGCCGGGAUGAACAUAGAACAUACAGCACAAUAGUGGCCCUUCGCCCACCAUGUUGUGCCGACCUUUAAACCUUGCCCAAGACUAUCUAAUCCCUUCCUCCCACAUAUCCCUUUAUUUUAAAUUCCUCCAUGUGCUUAUCUAGUAAUAUCUUGAAUUUGACCAACGUACCUGCCUCCUCCAACGCCCCAGGCAGCACAUUCCAUGCCCCAACCACUCUCUGGGUAAAAAACCUUCCUCUGAUAUCUCCCUUGAACUUCCCACCCAUUACUUUAAAGCCAUGCCCUCUUGUAUUGAGCAUUGGUGCCCUGGGAAAGAGAUGCUGGCUGUCCACUCUAUCUAUUCCUCUCAAUAUUUUGUACACCUCUAUCAUGUCUCCCCUCAUCCUCCGUCUCUCCAAAGAGUAAAGCCCUAGCUCCCUUAGUCUCUCCUCAUGAAGCAAACUGCACCUCCUCCUGCCCCUUACCGUUUAGCAGGGGGAGUUUGCCAACGCCCAGGAAUGCCAAGACUCUGACGCACCUUGUUUUGAUGCUGGUGUUAAGGUGUUGCCAUGGUACCAGCUCUGAAUCACAACCAUGAUCUUCCAACACCUGAGGCCCAGCUGGUUAAACACACUUCAAUUGGUGUGUGCCCUGGGAUCGACCCCUGCCCUCCACAUCCAUGGAGACCUUCCGGAGAGGAAGGGCCAUUUCCAUUGUAAUCCGGAGCGCCAACACUUGUACGAUGUAGUCCUUGAACUCACCAAAUGGUGUUCUCUCUCCCUCCCCUAUCUCCAACCUCUCGUUGGUUAAUUAGCGAGAGAAAGGAAUCCAUUGUUAAAAGCCCUUCCUGUGGUUUCCCUGUCAGUUGCUUGUGGACGCCAGCCCUAUCCCAGGGAGACAGGAGACAGAUGUUGGUUUGAGUAGAACCGGGUGCUGUGUGGGGUGAUCUGUUCCAACUGGAAGGGAUUUACAACACGGCUCGUAGUCCCACAUGAAGGCACUCUCCUUCCUGAAGGCCAUCCUUGGCUGUUCCUUCCCCGGUGGCUUGGGACAAAUUACAGGACCCUUGGGACUAUCCUGGAGGUUGGGAACCUUGGCUGAGUAGCUGGGUGGUGAGGAUUCCUCACAGGGCCAGAGACCCGGGUUCGAUCCUGACCUCCGGUGCUGCGUGUGUGUGUGUGUGUGUGUGUGUGUGUGUGUGUGUGUGUGUGUGUGUGUGUGUGUGUGUGUGUGUGUGUGUGUGUGUGUGUGUGUGUGUGUGUGUGUGUGUGGAGUUUGCACGUUCUCCCUGUGACCGCAUGGGUUUCCCCUGGGUGCCCCGGUUCCCUCCCACAUCCCAACAACGUUCGGGGUCAGUGGGUUAAUCAGCCCCUAGUGCGUGGGUGAGGGGGUAGAAUCUGAGGUGGGCAGGGGUGGGGGGGGGGGUGGUUGAUGGGAAUGAGAGGGGAAUGAGUAACGUGGAAUUAACUGUGUGGUGGGGGGCGGGGGCAGGAAUGUGAUUGCUCUUUAGACCAGGUUGGAAUCAAUGGGCUGAAUGGCCAACUUCUACAGUGCAGUAUAACGUGCGAGAGCGUGUUACGAUCUCCUCCUGGAUCAGCCCAGCUCAGUAUUUCUCAGAUGAAACAACAACCAGAUGGUUGAUCAGUCUAUCGAUCUGUCCACCUCCCACCUUGGUGACCUGAGUGAGCAAGUCUCCCCCCACCUCCCACCCCUGCCAAACCCCACACCCCCCAACUCUCAUCUUCCUCCAAAUUACCUCCCCCCCUGCAAAUCUGGGACCUGUUGAACAUAGAAUAGUCACACAGCAUGGAAACAGGUCCUUUAGCCCAACUCGUCCAUGCCAACUGUGUUGCUCAGCGAGCUGGUCCCAUCUGCCCGUGUUUGGCCCACAAACCUCUCCUAUCCAUGGACUUAUCCAGAUGGCUUUUAAACAUUGCUAAUGUGCCCGCCUCAACCACUAUUUCUGGCAGCUCAUUCCAAAUACGCACCACCCUUUGCGUGAAGAAACUGCCCCUGACGUCCCUUUUAAAUCUCUCACCUCUGAUCUUAAAUCUUUGCCCUCUUGUUUUUAGCACUCCCCCCACUCCCUGGGAAAAAGACUCUUGUGCUUUCCCCUAUAUCAGGUCACCCCUCAAUCUCCAACAUUACAGGGAAUAAAGUCCCGGUCUCCACAACCUGUCCUUGUAACUCAGGCCCCCAAAGUCCAGGCAACAUCCUGGUAAAUCUUUUUUGCACUCUUUCGAGUUUAAUAGCAUCUUUCCUAUAACAGAGCGACCAAAGCUGUACGCAAUAUAACAGGGUGACUGUCCUUAGCCGUCAGACAGUUGUUACCUGAUCGAAUUUGAACCCUUCUCUUCCCCAUCCAUUUGUCAGUGUAGCAGCCAAUAACUCCCAGCCAUGACCCCUGAGUAUCUUAUCUUAUAUUUUAUCACAAACUUCUAUUGGACUUUAUAACUUAGCUAGCACUGUGAAUUGUGUAUUCCAUUUGUAAAGAAAGUGUAAGGGUUAAUUGUUAUGUAUUGAAUAAUUAUUUAAGAAAAAUAAAAAAACAUU